UUCAAUGGAGACUAAAGACGUACAGUCGGAUAACACCCUUAAUCAGGUUUUAUUUCAACUUCAAGAACUCAAAGGCCAAAUAAGCGAUAUCCACAGUGAAAUUAGACUACAUGCAAUAUCUGCACUAAGGAUCCCGCGACAUCACGAUGAAAGGACCACGGUUUCCUCUGGUACAUGUAGCAGUGAAGGGUCAUACAGGUCUAUUCUAUCAGAUCUUCUACCAUCACUUUACAUUGAUGUUCAUAAAGAAGUAUUAAAAGAGGAGCAUAGAAAACUAAUGGACAUUGAUUUACGUACCACAAAUAUUUUGGACUAUUUGGUUGAAAAUAAAGUUUUACAAUCCUCUGAAGCUGAGGUGAUACGAAACACGAAAUCCAGCUCGGGGGAGGAUGACCGAAGCAGCCAAUCCCGUGCUCUUUUGUUUAAGUUGCAGAAUCGUGAUGAACAUUGCUUCAAACAUUUUAUUGAUUCUCUUGAAGAAGCAUAUCCACUUCUUGCAAAACGUGUGCGUGAUGCUUACAAUGUUAGGUUACACGAAGGUUGUAUUGACGAUGACGAUUCCAAUAUGAAAUGUGUUGUGUGCAGAAUAAAAAAUAAUGUGAAAGUGUACGAAAUCAUAGACACGUUCUACCAGGAAAAGUUAAUUGACGCAACAGUGGCUGAAUGUAUUCUGAACUGUGAAAAUUCUACGAAACAAUGGACAAAUUUAUGUGAAGUGUUGAAGGCCAACCCGUCAUUAUAUGACUGUAUGGUGGAAGCACUAAGAGAAGGUCAUCUUAACCUUUCAGAAGAAUUAGAAAAGGUUUAUUGGAGGUCUUUUACAUGUUACUGUAGACAUUUGAAAGCUAAAUAUAGACAAAAACAAAAAGAUUACAACCAGUGUGAUGGAGAGCGAAACUGUGAUCCGUCACAAGAAUCAACUUCUUCAGGAAAACUAGGGAAGUGUUGUGGGACAUUAAAGCAGAGUCAAGGUUCAGAUUAUGUCACUGUUGUUGAGGUAAACAACAACGAUUGCGUAAAAGAUAGGAGUGGAGCAAAGGCUGGGAAACCCCUUAGAGACGCCAAUAGGCAGGAGAAAAGAAGGAAGGCUUUCAUGGAAAACUCCAAGAAAGAGUAUGACAAUGUAACAUUGAAUAAAUAGUUUCACACAAUAUAUUCCCAAAAUGACAGUUUAUUUCUAUGCUAUGACAAACGGUGCCCUGGAUCCAAAUUCCCUUUCAAUAGAAAGAAUGAACGUUUUUGUCCCCCUUCCUUUAUUUAUGUACUAAAUCUAGUAAUAUAAUUGUUAUAGUGGGCGAGAAUUUUUUAAAAAAUUCCUUGGUUACCUAAUUCACGGGUAUUUUGAAAUCAAUGUCAAAUAAAAUCAAUAAAUGGUUAUCUUU
Molecule: messenger RNA, 1382 nt
Organism: Saccostrea echinata
Lineage: Eukaryota; Metazoa; Mollusca; Bivalvia; Ostreida; Ostreidae
Exons: 3
Coding region: 5-1141 (378 amino acids)
Biological process (GO): regulation of apoptotic process
Source: RefSeq, a predicted model, not a curated record